This is a messenger RNA of Perca fluviatilis (European perch), 925 nucleotides long. Its product is annotated as FH1/FH2 domain-containing protein 1-like. The transcript is spliced from 14 exons. Lineage: Eukaryota; Metazoa; Chordata; Actinopteri; Perciformes; Percidae. The record is from RefSeq and is a predicted model, not a curated record. Gene Ontology annotation, cellular component: cytoplasm; cytoskeleton. Gene Ontology annotation, biological process: cortical actin cytoskeleton organization; actin filament network formation. The coding region runs from base 122 to 925 and encodes 267 amino acids. Gene Ontology annotation, molecular function: actin filament binding.
GACGCUUCAGCGCGGACCUGGUGGAUUUUCUCCAUUUAAAAAGUUCGUCCGGAGAGUUGGGACCGUCUACACCGAGCCACACGGACUCUCUCAGCCGCAGAAGGGUCGCGGUCGCACGGCCAUGGCCUCUUUCGUUUGCCGGAUCCAGUACCUGGAGGACUCGGACCCGUUUAUCUGCACAAACUUCCCCGAGCCUCGGAGACCUCCGACGGUGAGCGUGGAGGAGAACCUGCCGCUCAGCGAGCAGAUCGCCGGGAUACACAAGCUGCUCGAGGCGCCUCUAAAGUUGGAGGAGUGCACUCUCCAGUUGGCGUCUAAUGGAAACUACCUGGACCUGGACUCGUCUCUGAGUGAGCAGCGAGACGAGCUGGACACUUUCUAUGAAGACGUGGCAAAAGGGAAGAAGCCCAUCCUGAUCCUGAGGACUCAGCUGUCUGUCCGCGUGCACGGCAUCCUGGAGAAGCUGUUUAACUCUCAGGGUCCAGAACUGAGACGCUCACUCUUCUCCCUCAAACAGCUGUUCCAGGAUGAUAAAGACCUGGUUCCAGAGUUCGUGGCCUCUGAAGGUUUGUCAUGUUUCAUCAAAGUUGGAGCGGAGGCCGACCACAACUACCAGAACUACAUCCUGAGAGCUCUGAGUCAGAUCAUGCUGUUUGUUGACGGUAUGAACGGUGUGAUAAACCACAACGAGACGGUGCAGUGGCUCUACACUCUGACAGGAAGUGUGAAGCUGUGGAGUUACCUGAUGGAGGUGUUGGAGGAGAGAAACGGCUCAGACACAGAGCUGCUCAUGUUCACCAUGACACUCAUCAACAAGGGUGUGAAGUGUGAACGUGUGAGCGUGUGUGAACGUGUGAAGUGUGAAAGUGUCAAUUGUGAAUGUGUGAACUGUGACCGUGUGAACUGUGAACGUGUGAACGUGUGA